AUGCCUAGAGUACGUAUGCGAUCUGAUGCACCUCAAUUUUCACCUGAAGAUUAUUCAUAUAUUAUACAAUGUCGUGAUAUGAAAUCAAGAUAUAAAAUUUUAAAUGAGUUGAUGGGUAAGUAUAAAACAUCGACAAAACAUAUUUAUCAAAUUUGGAGAGGAGAAGAAUUUAAUAGAGUUCUUUGGGAUCAACCUAUACCUCACUUAUAUGAUAAUGAUGAUGACUCUAAGCAUGAUACCAAUAUAUCAAAUCCUAUUGGAAAUAUAUUUCAUAUAGAGUCCCAG
Messenger RNA from Diversispora eburnea, 285 nucleotides. NCBI's taxonomy places the organism in Eukaryota, Fungi, Glomeromycota, Glomeromycetes, Diversisporales, Diversisporaceae. The record is from the annotation of a GenBank genome assembly.